Messenger RNA from Lutra lutra (Eurasian river otter), 1678 nucleotides. It is a transcript of the gene E2F5, whose product is annotated as E2F transcription factor 5. Gene Ontology annotation, biological process: regulation of transcription by RNA polymerase II. The transcript has 8 exons. Gene Ontology annotation, cellular component: RNA polymerase II transcription regulator complex. The coding region runs from base 295 to 1335 and encodes 346 amino acids. NCBI's taxonomy places the organism in Eukaryota, Metazoa, Chordata, Mammalia, Carnivora, Mustelidae. The record is from RefSeq and is a predicted model, not a curated record. Gene Ontology annotation, molecular function: RNA polymerase II cis-regulatory region sequence-specific DNA binding; DNA-binding transcription factor activity, RNA polymerase II-specific; protein dimerization activity.
UCCCCACCCCUCGCUGCCCCUUCUCUCAGCUUCCACUCCCCCUCCCCUCGGCCGUGGGCUUCAUUCACGCUUCCCAGGGCUUGGGGAGGGGGCGGAGGCCGGCGCGCCUAGCCGCCCCGAGACCAGUGGGCGCCGCGCGCGCACCUGUUGUUGCAGGAGCCCGCGCCCCUCGGCUCUGCUCUCGGCCGGCGGCGGCUGGAGCGGCCGCAGGAGAGCCGGCCCGGCAGGUGGCCGCGGGCGGGGGCAGACGAGUCGCUGGGCGCGGGGGCCGCACCACCGCGGCGUGGGGACGCGAUGGCGGCAGCGGAGCCCGCGAGCUCGGGCCAGCAGGCGCCGCAGGGGCAGGGCCAGGGCCAGCGGCCGCCGUCGCAGCCUUCCCAGGCUCAGCCUCCGCAGCAGCCACCGCUGCCUCAGCUCGGGGGCGGCGGGGGCGGUAGCAGCAGGCACGAGAAGAGCCUGGGGCUGCUCACCACCAAGUUCGUGUCGCUGCUGCAGGAGGCCAAGGACGGCGUCCUGGAUCUCAAAGCGGCUGCAGAUACUUUGGCUGUGAGACAAAAAAGAAGAAUUUACGAUAUCACCAAUGUCUUGGAGGGAAUUGACCUGAUUGAGAAAAAGUCAAAAAAUAGCAUACAAUGGAAAGGUGUAGGUGCUGGCUGUAAUACUAAAGAAGUCAUAGACAGAUUAAGAUAUCUUAAAGCUGAAAUUGAAGAUCUGGAAGUGAAGGAAAGAGAACUUGAUCAGCAGAAGUUGUGGCUACAGCAAAGCAUCAAAAAUGUGAUGGACGACUCCAUUAAUAAUAGAUUUUCCUAUGUAACUCACGAAGACAUCUGUAAUUGCUUUAAUGGUGAUACACUUUUGGCCAUUCAGGCGCCUUCUGGGACACAGCUGGAGGUACCUAUUCCAGAAAUGGGUCAGAAUGGACAAAAGAAAUACCAGAUCAAUCUAAAGAGUCAUUCGGGACCUAUCCACGUGCUGCUUAUAAAUAAAGAGUCCAAUUCGUCUAAGCCUGUGGUUUUUCCUGUCCCCCCACCUGAUGACCUCACACAACCCUCCUCUCAGCCCUCCACUCCAGUGACUCCACAGAAAUGCAACGCAGCAACUCAGAAUCUGCCUGAGCAACGUGCCUCUGAAAGAAGCCAAAAUCUUCAACAAACACCAGCCACAGACUUAUCAUCAGCAGGAACUAUUAGUGGAGAUAUCAUUGAUGAGUUAAUGUCUUCUGAUGUGUUUCCUCUCUUACGGCUUUCUCCUACCCCCGCAGAUGACUACAACUUUAAUUUAGAUGAUAAUGAAGGAGUCUGUGAUCUGUUUGAUGUCCAGAUACUAAAUUAUUAGAUUCCAUGGAAACCUGGGACUGUUAUCUACCUCUAACUGUAACAUUUUAGACUUCUUAAUAACCUAAGUAUUUAAAAUAAUGAAUGUAACAUCUUUUUAGUUCACUGAUUCUGAAGUGUUCUCUAAUACUUUCUUUUUUACUUCACAAAACUUCAACCAUAAAAACAAAGGGCUCUUUCAACCACAAAAACAAAGGCUUUUUUCAGGGGAAAAGGUGAUUUAAUACCCAAAAAUCCCUUCCAUCCUCAUGUAAUUAGAUUCUGGGAUUUCAGCUUUUCUUCCAAUUCUGAAUCCUUCUCGUUUUCCUCUUAUGAGAGGAAAGUUAAAAUAGACUUAAGGCCAU